Messenger RNA from Bombus terrestris (buff-tailed bumblebee), 1083 nucleotides. RefSeq names its product cytochrome b5. The coding region runs from base 426 to 902 and encodes 158 amino acids. The record is from RefSeq and is a predicted model, not a curated record. The transcript is spliced from 3 exons. Gene Ontology annotation, molecular function: heme binding. NCBI's taxonomy places the organism in Eukaryota, Metazoa, Arthropoda, Insecta, Hymenoptera, Apidae. Gene Ontology annotation, cellular component: intracellular membrane-bounded organelle; membrane.
GACCUAGAUCGACUAGAUAGUCACGAUGACACAGCGUUACCGGAUCCUUUCACACAACCAACGUAAAAAACGAAAUAUUCACAUUUAAAAGCUCAUGAAUGUUUAAACGAGCGUAAUCGGACGAUCUUCGAAUGUCGCGCGAAAUAUUCGUCUUUCUCCGAAAAAUGUAUCCGCUAUAGGGGACCGUGAAUAUCAUGAAACACGAGAAAAGGAAGUCGCGUAAAAUACGAACAUGCACGUGAAAGAUGACCGAGAAACCGCCUUUCUCGAAGAAAAAAGAGGAAUGUUCGCGUGGCCAUUGACUUCAGUUGUAGACGAUUGAUGUCUCGCGCAGCGCCAUUUCUUUUGCUCCCAACGGAAGGAUUACUUUGUGCAAGACAUCUUUUUAACGGAAAAUAAGAAAAGAAAACAAUCUGAAAUCUCCAAUGACCCGGGAAUCAAUACGAGAUAUCAAGAAUUACCGGCGAAUACAAUUAAACAGAAAAAUGUCAAAGGUCUACUCGGCGGCAGAGGUAGCGAAACACAACACGGCUAAGGAUCUAUGGAUCGUGUAUCAAGACGGCGUGUACGAUAUCACAAAAUUUUUAAGCGAGCAUCCAGGCGGGGAGGAAGUCUUGUUAAAUUUAGGUGGACAAGACGCGACGAUAUGUUUCGACGACAUUGGACACACCACCGAAGCUAUACAGCUUCGUGAGAACUACAAAAUUGGAACGGUGGUCGGUAGCCUUUCCGGAGACGCAUCUUCCCCAGGCACAUCUUCCGGGGGCGUGCAAGACACGAUAGACGACGACACCUGGGAAUACGAGCCACCGAAACACGAACGGUCACCGUGGCUACCGGUGAUGAUCGCAGUUGCUGUUGUCGUCUAUGCAUCUAUAUUUUAUUACUUCUGGUACUCGUAAAGGAAAUAAAGUCAGGAUAAAUGCGCGAUCUUGACGAAUAAAACGAUUAUUCGUUCUUACGCAUUCUAGUGGGGGUUUCUGUUCAUUCUUUCUCUUCUCUUCUGUUUGCCAAUGACACAGAAACCUGGCACGAUAAUGUAUAAUUAAUAUAGAAUAAAUGUAUUUAUUCAUAUCAAUGAAA